Messenger RNA from Gavialis gangeticus (Gharial), 4652 nucleotides. RefSeq names its product contactin 6 (gene CNTN6). The record is from RefSeq and is a predicted model, not a curated record. Gene Ontology annotation, molecular function: cell-cell adhesion mediator activity. Gene Ontology annotation, biological process: brain development; cell-cell adhesion. The transcript has 23 exons. Bases 605 to 3685 code for a protein of 1026 amino acids. Lineage: Eukaryota; Metazoa; Chordata; Crocodylia; Gavialidae.
AUGGGAACAAGGGAGCAAACAAAAUCAUUUCCAUUCCUGUUCCUAGUGACCCAGUUUUGAAGAAAAGAGGGUUUUUCUGAUUACCUGACAGGAGCUCAUAUCUGUAUGAAAAGCAUGGUAAGAGCACAUUUAAUCUUUCAUGCUACUGGUGUGACAGCUGCGCUUUUGCUCUCUCAUCUUGCAUGACGGAUGAUUAGUAGAGAGCUAAUUUUUACAUGUGCAAGAUUUCCAUGAUAAACCACAGUAGCUGCGUGCAUGUGAUUCAAGCACUAAUUGUGUGGGUCCUGUCAUGAAUUCAGCAGGAAAGCAGUGUAUUUCAUGGUUAAUACCAGUGAAGAGACACGCAAUACUCAGUGGAUAAAAGGCUUGUAGUCCCAGCUGGGAAAAUAGUUCCAUUAUCUCCCAGCUGCAUAGACAUUCCAUACGGCUUGGUUCUGCCUGGAUGAACAGUGUGGCUUGCUGAGAGCUUGAAACACUUCUGCAGAAAAUUGUAAAGAUCCUGAGACAUUUCACUGUAAAGAACUAACAUAUAAGUAGUGACUGGAAGAUACAUUUUAUUCUCUGCUGAUUGGAUGGGAGGAAUUUUUGACCUUGGAAAACGGAGAUGAUGUUGCUAUGGAAACUAGUAAUUCUGCUGCCAUUCAUGAGCUGCAACACAGAGGAAGAUACUCUGCACGGUCCUAUUUUUACCCAGGAGCCAUACGAUAUUACUUAUUCUAUGGGUUCAGCGGAUCCAGAAAUACUGCUGAAUUGUACAGCUAAAGGAUACCCAUUGCCAUACUACAGGUGGAAGCAAAAUGGCACAGAUAUUGAUCUUACCAUGAGUUAUCACUACAGGUUGGUUGGAGGCAGCUUGGCAAUCAAUAACCCACAUAAAAAACAAGAUAUUGGAACAUACCAGUGUUUGGCCACCAAUUCAUUUGGAACAAUUCUAAGCAGGAAGGCAAAGCUUCAGUUUGCAUAUCUUGAAAAAUUUGAAACCAAAACGAGAAGCACUGUAUCAGUAAGAGAAGGACAAGGAGUGGUUCUGCUCUGUGGACCUCCAUCACACUACGGAGACUUAUCCUAUGCUUGGAUCUUCAACAAUAACCCCUUGUAUGUUCAGGAGGAUAGUCGGCGAUUUGUGUCUCAAGAGACAGGAAAUUUAUACAUCGCCAAAGUUGAGCCAUCUGAUGUGGGCAACUAUACUUGCAUUGUAACUAACACUAAAGCAGAACAAAGAGUACAGGGUCCACCAACUCCACUCCUUCUGCGCAAUGAUGGUGUGAUGGGGGAGUAUGAACCAAAGAUUGAAGUACGUUUUCCAGAAACAACUUAUGCAGCGAAGGGUUCAUCUGUUAAACUGGAAUGCUUUGCCCUUGGAAAUCCAGUUCCCAGUAUUAGCUGGAAGAGGUCUGAUGGAACCCCAUUGGCAAGGAAAAUCAAACACUAUAAAGCCAAAGGAGUCCUUGAAAUCCCAGAUGUUCAGCAAGAAGAUGAAGGCUCUUAUGAGUGUAUUGCAGGAAACAUUCGAGGAAGAAAUGUUGCAAGAGGUCAACUAUUUAUCUAUGAACUCCCUGAAUGGGAUAAAAAAAUCCAAAAUGCCUACCUAUCUCUGUAUGACAGCUUGUUUUGGGAGUGCAAGGCAAGUGGAAAACCAAACCCUUCCUACAGUUGGUUAAAAAAUGGCCAUUCCCUAAUGCCAGAGGAGAGAAUUCAAAUAGAAAAUGGAACUCUAACCAUAACUAUGUUGAACGUAUCAGAUUCUGGCCUUUAUCAGUGUGUUGCAGAAAAUAAAUAUGACACCAUUUAUGCCAAUGCUGAGUUAAGAGUGAUAGCCUCGGCCCCUGAUUUUUCCAAAACUCCUGUGAAGAAAAUGUCUGUCGUUCAAGUUGGGGGUGAAGUUACUAUUGGCUGUAAACCAAAUGCUUCUCCCAGGGCAGUUAUUAACUGGAAAAAAGGCACAGAGGUUCUGCGACAGAACAAAAGGAUCACUAUGCCAGCAGAUGGAAGUCUGAAGAUAUAUAACAUAACCAAAUCAGAUGCAGGAGUAUAUACUUGUAUAGCAACAAAUCAAUUUGGAAUUGCCAGGAACUCAGGGAACCUGAUUGUGAAAGAGAGGACUGUAAUUACUGUUCCACCUUCUAGUAUGGAUGUCACAGUUGGAGAAAGCAUUGUCUUACCAUGUCAAGUAUCUCAUGACCCCUCUAUCGAGGUUGUGUUUGCAUGGUCAUUUAAUGGAGAUGUUAUAGACUUCAAAAGAGGAGUGCAUCAUUUUGAAAGAAUCGGGGGAGAAUCUGUUGGGGAUUUGAUGAUAAGAAAUAUUCAGCUGAAUCAUUCUGGAAAAUAUAUGUGCACAGUGCAAACAACUAUAGACAGCCAAUCUGCAACAGCAGAUAUAAUUGUAAGAGGCCCUCCAGGUCCACCAGAAGAUGUUAGAGUUGAACAUAUUUCUAGCACUACUGCUCUGCUAUGCUGGAAACCAGGAGCAGAUAAUAACAGUCCAAUCCAGAUCUACAGUAUUCAGACAAGGACUCCUUUCUCGGUUGGAUGGCAGGCAGUUUCAACAGUUCCCGAAGUUCUGAAUGGCAGGACCUACAGAGCAUCAGUGGUCGGUUUAAAUCCUUGGGUUGAAUAUGAAUUCCGUGUGGUUGCUGGCAAUAUUAUUGGGAUUGGAGAGCCCAGCAGACCAUCUGAGCUAUUAAGGACUAAAGCAGCAAUUCCUGUAGUGGCACCAACAAAUGUGAGUGGAGGUGGAGGGAGUCGUUCUGAGCUUGUCAUCACAUGGGAGUCAGUUCCUGAAGAACUACAAAAUGGAGAAGGUUUUGGUUACAUCAUUAUGUUUCGGCCACUUGGUUCAACCAGCUGGACAAAGGCAGUAGUGGCUUCAGUAGAAGCAUGCAAGUACGUCUACAGAAAUGAAAGCGUUAUUCCUCUCUCCCCUUUUGAAGUGAAAGUGGGUGUCUACAACAACGAAGGAGAAGGGACCCUGAGUUCCAUAUCCAUCAUCUACUCAGGGGAAGAUGAGCCGCAAAUAGCACCAGCAGGAGCUUCUGCACAAAGCAUUUCGGCUUCUGAAAUAGAAGUCUCAUGGAAUUCCAUUGCUUGGAACAGACAUACAGGAAGAGUGCUUGGCUAUGAGGUUUUAUACUGGACAGAUGAUUCCAAGGAAACCACAGCUGGCAAAGUCAGAGUCAGUGGGAAUGUAACUGCAAAAAACAUCACCGGACUAAAGGCCAAUACAGUAUAUUUUGCAACCAUAAGGGCUUACAACACUGCUGGGACAGGGCCAUCCAGCACCCCAGUUAAUAUUACUACCAAGAAAUCACCGCCAAGUCAACCACCAGCAAACAUAGCAUGGAAACUGACAAAUUCAAAAAUAUGCUUGAAUUGGGAACAUGUAAAAACAAUGGAAAAUGAGUCAGAGGUGUUAGGCUACAAAAUUUUGUACCGGCAAAACAGACAAAGCAAAACUCAUGUAUUGGAAACGAAUAACACCUCAGCUGAGCUUCUGGUACCAUUUGAAGAGGACUAUAUCAUAGAAAUAAGAACAGUCAGUGAUGGUGGAGAUGGCAGCAGUAGUGAGGAAAUUAGGAUACCAAAAAUAUCAAGUUUAAACUCCAAAGCUUCCCAAAGGGAAAACCAUAUAAAAAUAACAACUGGGAUAAUGAUACUGAGUUUCAUUCUUACCAUCUCAGUUCUUUGAUGACUAAAGCCAUUUUCAAAUCAUGGACUUUUGAAAGUAAAUUACAUAUAGAUUUUAUCUUGAUAUUUCAGCCACAGACAACAUUCCUUAAAAAGUGAUACCUACCAGGGCAUGGGGAAGGGAAAUAAACUGUACAUUUUCUUAACAAUGUAAAUAUCAAUAUUCUGUUAAUGAAAAGAAAAUCAAGCUUUGAAAUUUGAGGAUCAAUGUAUAUAAAUUAAUUAAAUGGAGUGGUGCCAAAAUGUAGCUGUGUGAUUGUAAUAAGAAUGAUCUCUAAUAUAAUGCACAUAGUGAUCUAUGGUAGAAAUCCCAGCUGAUUGUAUGGCGAACAUGAAAGACCUGGGCUAGAUGACCAUGAUGAUAAUGAAGAGAGAAAAUGUUUGCAGUUGUUUGUGAUGUGGAUAUGAUUUAUCCCAUGUACCUCACUCUAAUCUGUCAAAAAAAGAAGAAGAAAAAAACCUCACAACUUCCAGUUGAAAAAGAUAUAUUUAUUUACAUUUUUACACACAUUUGUAUCAGGAUAUCACAGUUUAGAAUGUUACAAAUCAUGUAGUAACAUAUAAUAAAUCCUUUAACCUUUACUAAAUUAUUUUCAAGGGGGGAAACAACCAGAUACUUAUGAUAAAAGGAAUUAUGAUCCAAUGUAAAGCUAUUUGACUUCAGCAGUCUCUGGACCAGAUCCUUUAUGGGACAAUCCUUUUUUUUUCUUAUAGUACAGUAUACCCAAUAUGUAUAUUCUCAAGUGUGUUUUUUUAAAACUGUUUUGUGCAAUGGAGCUAUUAUGAUCAAUAUAGCUAGCAUUUUGGAGGUGCUAAAUAUUUACAUCAAUAUUAUUAUUAAAUGGACAUUUCAUGGAUGGUCAGUUAAAUGUUUGACUUUCCUAUUUUUUUCUACUAUCCAUGUAAUUAUGUGUUUCUGUUUUUCUAAAGCAACUGCUUCAAUUUUGUUUUUCUAAAAAACAAAACAA